AUGAACCAAAACCUUAAGCUUGAGUGUCGCGGAGAUGUUUUCAUCCUCACUCUGCAGAAACCACCAGAGAACCGCCUCACAUCGCAAUUCUGUCAAGAGAUCAUUGUGGCUUUGAACAAUGUUCGGAAAGAACUAGGCCCCGACGCCCCUGGCGCUGUCAUCAUUCAGGGCAACGAUGCCAAGUUCUUCUGCACGGGGUUGGAUCUUCACGAACGGGACACAAACCCAUUCGCUAGCUCCGAGGGAUUCUAUCCGCUUGUUGCAACUCUUCUGGAUUUUCCGUUUCCCACAAUCUGUCUCAUCACUGGACAUACUUUUGGAGGCGCCUCAGUGAUGACACUGGCCCACGACUAUCGCAUCAUGAAUGCUACCCGUGGGAACUGGUGUAUGCCGGUAGCAGAACUUGGCCUGCACUUCGAUGGAAUGGGUGCCCUUUUGAGAGCCAAGCUGCCGCCACAGACAGCCAGGAAGGUCAUCCUGCAGGGUCACAAGUUUACUUCAAGUGAGGCAUUGGCGGAUGGUAUUGUGGAUGAGAUUGCUCCGCCGGAAGACAUGCUGGACUGUGCCUUGCAGCUCGCCAACAAGGUGAAGUCCAAGGCAAAGAUGGGUGUCUAUGGAUUGUUGAGGGGGGAGCUGUAUGGAGAGGCGCUAAGGGCGUUCCAGCAGAUUAGUUACGUUCAUUCUCGCCUCAAUUCCCGUCAGGCAAAGGUCAAGCUAUAA
Molecule: messenger RNA, 720 nt
Organism: Fusarium sp. VM40
Lineage: Eukaryota; Fungi; Ascomycota; Sordariomycetes; Hypocreales; Nectriaceae
Source: the annotation of a GenBank genome assembly